Molecule: messenger RNA, 1162 nt
Organism: Helicoverpa zea (corn earworm)
Lineage: Eukaryota; Metazoa; Arthropoda; Insecta; Lepidoptera; Noctuidae
Exons: 2
Coding region: 161-1102 (313 amino acids)
Molecular function (GO): DNA binding
Source: RefSeq, a predicted model, not a curated record
UCGCUCGCUUAGUUGCUCGAUGUUUCAUUCGGAUCGCCAUUUUGUAGAAGUGUUCCUACUCGUGAUACUUUUGAUUCGAUACACACCUUUAAUCGUUUUCGAUUCAAUAACCAUCGGAUUUUAGGCGGCAAAUUGACUAUCAAUCUAGUAUCGAUACAAAAUGAAGAAAUGUUCUUCGGUUGUGUGGAGGUUUUUUGAACGCAUCGAAGAAAACAAGAGAUGCGUUGCAGUGUUGUGCAAAUUAUGUGAAUCUCAAUAUAAAUACUUUGGAAAUACGACAAAUCUUAGGGCCCACCUGAUAAAUAAACAUCCUAUUCAGUGGGAACUGUCGCAGAAUGGAACUUUGGACGAAUCCCAUUUCAGAAUUGAAGAUGAUGAUACAAAUCCAUCAUCUACGCCUAAACGAAAAAAGUACACACCGAGGCCUCGCAAAGACCAAAACGUACGUUAUUCAGUAUCAGUUAAUAAAGAAGAGUCAGCCGGAAUGGGUGCUAUGCCUAAAAUCGAAAUACAACGGGUCGACAUAUUAGAAAACACAGAUUCUGAUGUUGACCAAGAAGGUAACGAGGCAACAAUAAACCUCGUCCAACAAAUGCAUGCGGCAGCCUCUGAUGAAGAGUGGUUAGAAGAGGACCCUUACCAAAUCACACAUAUAGAGACCUACGAGCCUAAACGCAAGAAAAUGAAGUACAGGAAGAUAAAGCGUGAAGUUGCUUCCCCAACUGGCUUACCCGGGUUCUAUGUAGCACCAAAAGCAGAAAAGACUGUUAUAUUUGACGACUCACACAAAAAAGAUGAAUACUCGAUAUUCGGAGAGUAUGUUGCUAACAAACUCAGGAAGUUUAAGUCACCACGAACUAGGGGGAACUUACAACAGUUGAUCACAACGAUUUUAUGGCAGGCGGAGUAUGGUUUGUAUGAUGACGCUGAGGCUGUUAAGAGAGUACUCAUGUACUCUAUCCAGGCUCCCGAGCCUGAACCAGCCUUAAAUGUGGACAUGCAAUCACAAUUACAAACAGUCCAGGUGCAGGCAGAAGAAGUUAUAGAGCAUAGUGAAGAUCCUAUCCAAAGCAAUGAGGAUGAUUUAGGAGUUAUGACUUAAGUAUUAUUUAAAGUAGGUUAAUUUACGGUUACAUAUUAUAAUAAAGCUUUUCAGUCAUUA